Messenger RNA from Ostertagia ostertagi, 390 nucleotides. NCBI's taxonomy places the organism in Eukaryota, Metazoa, Nematoda, Chromadorea, Rhabditida, Trichostrongylidae. The record is from the annotation of a GenBank genome assembly.
AUGGGCAAAGAACCCAAAGUCAAAGAUGUUAUUGAAUUUCCUGACAGCACUGUAAAUGUUAAUUUGAAAUUCGACGAAAAAGAUAUGCGGCUUCUCGAUGAAAGUGAAACGACGGAGACAAUUCUUCUUAAUGCUAUCGCGCACUUGACGCCAGCCUUCGGAGGACUCAUGACGCUGAUGUUCAUGCCUUUUCUGUACGAAUGGCAACGAUUGCAUGGGUCAAAGCUGACAAGGAACUCCCGAUUAUCCUUCAACUAUGCGGAACUAUUGGCACUGGACAAGAACUAUAUUCCAUACUACACAAUGGGAUACCUCUUUGGUGAGAAGUAUAAGGGCUUCAUUAUACCGUGCACUAGUGGUGUAGAAGAUGACAGGACACCGAAUGAGUAA